This is a messenger RNA of Lates calcarifer (barramundi perch), 4199 nucleotides long. RefSeq lists its product as uncharacterized. The record is from RefSeq and is a predicted model, not a curated record. Gene Ontology annotation, biological process: regulation of G protein-coupled receptor signaling pathway; angiogenesis; calcium ion transport. Gene Ontology annotation, molecular function: coreceptor activity. Gene Ontology annotation, cellular component: membrane; cell surface; signaling receptor complex. Bases 67 to 771 code for a protein of 234 amino acids. The transcript has 5 exons. Lineage: Eukaryota; Metazoa; Chordata; Actinopteri; Centropomidae.
CUGUGGUAGUAAAGAGGGUUGGGCUUCCUCCUCAGCCCACUUAUCCCUCAGUUCCUGAGUUUCAUAAUGACAUCUCAGGUCAAAGCCUGGCCUCACAGGUUGCUGCUGCUCCCCUCGUCACUGUCCACCAUGUUCCUGUACCUGCUCUUCCCUCUUCUAAUCAUAAGUAUUGAGGAAUCACAAACAGCCAACAUGACAGUGGAAGAACUGAACAAAGUUGAACGGAACCAAACAUUCAGUGUCUUUCACAAGUCUAACCGUACAAUGAAACCAGGCAAUGUGACAUCUGAUUUUUACAAUACUGUGGAGAGUGAAAUUGAGGACGAACUGCAAAACAACUUAACAUCUACAGCCCUCACAGAGGAUAAUGAGAGUUUUCAGGACCAGGAAAAGGAGUUCCCUCACAGACACUGCCAUCAGGACCAGCUAAUGGAGUUCAGUCGCAUGUAUUGUGAAACAACUUUUCAUCAGGAAAUGAUGACAAUCAGGCCAGAAAACUGGUGUCUCAUGGAAAGUAUCACCAAACCAUACAGUGACUUGACAUAUUGCUUGGAGAAGCUGAGUGAAAUCGUCAGCUGCUAUUACCCGAACCCCAACACUCAAGACAUCUUCCUCUACAUCCACUCCUACUACUUCCACAACUGUACAAAGGAGGAACUCCUGUUUGAGGAUGCACCUCACGGGCUGGUGAUGGCCCUCACACUUAUCCCCGUGAGCCUCAUCCCCUUUAUGGUUUACCUGGUGGUUUGGAAAAGUAAGGUCCAAGAGUGAGUCCUGUUAGACCUGCUGCACCUAAGCUAAACCAUGUUAUACAUGAGAAUAUGCUCCAGAAACUGCUUUAUAUUUUUACAGGACAGAAGUAAUAAAUUGAAAAAAUUCAUUUUGGGAAAUAUACUUGUAGCUUGGAGUGUCAUGUCUAUAUGCUAAAUAUUAUGGCACAGCCAGCAGCUGCUUAGCUUAGCUUAGCUUAGAAUUAAGACUGGAAGCAGGAGGACACGGCCAGCCUGGCUUGGUCCAAAUAUAGGAUAAUUCAGUGUUUUUUUGCUUUUAGAAGUCAUUUUUAGUUGGAAUUGAACAUCUUGUAUAUAACUGGUAGGUGGAUUUUCUUACUUUUGAACAGAGCCAGACUACCAGUUUCCAGUCUUUCUGCUAUGCUAAGCUAACUGUCUCCUGGCUGUAGUUUCAGAUUUAUCAUACAGACAUGAGAGUGGUAUCAGUCUUCAUAUCUAACUCUCUGUCAGAAAGUGAAUGAGCAUAUUCUAGCAUCAUCUAUCUCUAGAUAAAGUUAACUCAACCCUCUAUCAUAUUAGUCUCUGGUAUGUAUGUGCUUUAACUUCUUGCCAAAUAUGGUGUAUAACUCUGGCAAAACAAGCUAAUUGCAUAACAAUAACACACAUGAUUACUUUGGGACUUUCCAGGAAUUGUUUUUCCCGAUUUUGACACACACAGAGCAACAGUCUUCUGGCAAGGUCAGCUUGACCUGUACAACACUCACAUUUACUAAGGUCUCCUAGUCAUGUAGUGGUUACUCAGAUAUACAGGAAAAGUGGGAAAAACAGAGUCGUAUGACUGUCCGCUACAUGCCCCUUUCUGGAACUAAGUGUCUGAAGCUGAAAAUACAGGAGGAAAUGCAUCAUUUUCUGGCUGAAAUAUACUAUAAAUACUGUGCUUGGCAGGGCUUGUUGUAUCACAUUACUAUGUCUUUAAAACACAGUUUUAAAAGUAAAAUAAUCUCUGUCCAUAUUAACAUACCUGGAAACACAUGACCUUUCACAUACACUGUGCAUGCACAUGAUGGUAUAAACAGGAAGUAGUUUGUCUACUGUAGUUUGUUGCUUUGUUGCAGAAAAUACUGCGAGCAAAAUUUGACUGUGCACCAGCUACUAGCAAAGACACUAAACGUGGAUGGGGUCAGUGAGCCUAAAAGUGUCUUGCAAUGAUGCUGUUGUUGUACAGUGGUAAGUCUGACAUGUGGUUUCUUAUUUUUAAUUUAACAGCAAACUUAGGGUUUUUACCGGCAUCAGAAUGACACAUGCAAAGCUGCAAGUAGCAUAGUGAAUCACAAUGAACAAAAAAUGCAUCAUGGAAUCUGUGUUCCUGACACAUUUCUAAUUUCUAAGAAAACUACUCUCACUUAAAUUGCUGUGGUUUCUUCUUGUGUGUGUGUGUGUGUGUGUGUAUUUUUUUUUCUUUUCUUUUUUUUUUUUUGGUUGGUAAAAUAAGAACAUUUUGUCUGUCUUUGUCUGUGCGGGGGUUUCAAGUUAAACAUUAGAAUAAUUUUAGGUGGGAGGUUAGAGAGGUUAGCGUUCUCACAAGUGUAGAAAUGCACUGUAAUCUAUGGUGAUAACAGCUCUGUGAUGUUGCUGGUUCCUGCUGGGUUGUAAAGGAUGCUGAAGAUAAGAGGAGGAGAAUCCAUUAGCACAGAGUCUCACUAACACCGUAUCUGCCUGUUCUCUGUAUGCAGUGGAAUGAAAUUCACACACACACACACACACACACGCACACAAUUUGUGUCAGCCAUGUCAACUAAAACUAAAACCAUGUUGCUUCAUCACACCUACACCACCCAACGCGACAUUGUCGAUCAGCCCACCAGUUUCAGGUCACCCAAACGUGACGUUUCUUUUUUUUUCUUAUUAAUCCUGGGUGUCCCCAGAUUUACAUUGAGCAAAAACAUCAUUGACUGAUUUAUUCGCUUAUAAAAUUGCUGAAUUUACUACAGCAACAAAUAAUCACCAGCCAUCGAAUACACUGAGAACAUUGUUGUUACACAAACAGAAGAUCGUCGCUGUGAAAACAAUGAUGAUCUGCAUUUCCUUUGAGGCUUUACAUGUAUCAGUAACAGCACAUUUUUUCAGCACAUCUCAGUAGUUUCCCAAGGGUGACUCUUUCUGCAGAGAGUAUUGUUUACCUUAUCUUGCAGCCUCUGUUGCAGACUGUUGACACUAGAUGUUCUGCUGAUACUGGUUUGGCAUGUUUGGCAUUUUACCGUCUCUCAAAAUCUGACCAUUAAAUGUAACAGACAUUCAAAAUUUUAGUAACGUCUUGCGUAGGCCACUUUUAGAUGUAUUUUAUGUGCGUAUAUUGACUCCAAUUGGCUUUCAUUCUGCCCCUUAAGGUAAAUAUGUGUCCAGUGAGAUUCUUUAGGUACCAGAUAUUACAUUCAUGGGAUUGUUGAGCAUCUCAUCCCAGUAUUCUGCUGCUCUAACAGCCUUCACUCUUUUGGUUUCACACUUUCCAUCAGAUAUUGGAACCUGGGUGCAGGAAUUUCCUCCCAUUUAGCCACAAGAGCAUUAGCGACAUCCAUCAUUGAUGUUGGGUGAUAAGGUCUGGCUCACAGUCAGUGUCCCAGUUCUUCCACCUCAAACUGGGGAAAAAAAACAUUUAUUUAUGGAGCUGGCUUUGUGCACAGGACCACUGUCAUGUUCAAACAGGAAAGGGACAAACACAAACUGUUGCCAUAAAGUUGGAAACAUUUCAUUGUCUGAAGCUGUUUUGGCUUUUGGUUUUUCAAAAUGAAGCAGUGCUUAUAUUAAUGACGACCUCCCCCGCAUAUUUCUUCAAUGUGUGACCAGUUCAUUGUGUACCCUCCCUAAAUACUUUAGUAGAUUGCACUUAUACACUCUAAUGCAAGCCAGCUCUGCCACAUAUUCUACUUUUACAAAGCUUUAUAAUGGCCUUUUUUUUUUUUUUUGGUAAUUACACCUGUAUGUUUGUUAUUGUGUCAUUGUUAGUGGUGGUGUUGUUCCAGACUGCAUUACACGAUUGUAUUAAGAUAUGUUUUUAAUAUUUAUCCCCCAUUAUGUUUGUAAAUGGGAAGAACAUAAGAACAUUAGAAUCUCUAUAUGAUGCAGUCCAGUUCAACACCACUACAAACUAUAACCUCAUUAAUAAUUUGUAAAGGUCAAUUAUUGUAUUGCAGUAGAAUGUAUAGAUGUACCUAAUCAUGUGACCAUUUACUGUAAUAUAUGUGCCACACUACACAAAUAUGUAGCAAACUGCUCAGUGCACUGAGGACACACUGCCACCUACUGGUUCCAAGUAUGUGUGUGUGUGUGUGUGUAUAUAUAUAUACAUAUAUACACACACACACACACACACACACACACACACAUAUAUAUAUAUAUGUAUGUAUGUAUGUAUGUAUAAAGGCUGGAAAAAGCCACAGAGAAACAUCAAAUAAAUCAUUAAUCUUAUAA